Molecule: messenger RNA, 1701 nt
Organism: Schistocerca cancellata (South American locust)
Lineage: Eukaryota; Metazoa; Arthropoda; Insecta; Orthoptera; Acrididae
Exons: 3
Coding region: 1-1701 (566 amino acids)
Source: RefSeq, a predicted model, not a curated record
AUGGGAAAAAACAAAUAUGGGGAAAACGCAAAUAUGGGAAAAACGCAAAUAUGGGAAAAACGCAAAUAUACGAAAAACGAAAAUAUGGGAAAAACGCAAAUAUGGGAAAAACGCAAUAUGGGAAAAACGCAAAUAUGGGAAAAACGCAAAUAUGGGAAAAACGCAAAAAUGGGAAAAACGCAAAUAUGGGAAAAACGCAAAUACGGGGAAAAACGCAAAUAUGGGAGAAAAGCAAAUAUGGAAAAAACGCAAAUAUGGGAAAAACGCAAAUAUGGGUAUAGCGCAAAUAUGGUAACACGAAAAUAUGGGAAAACCGCAAAAAUGGGAAAAACGCAAAUAUGGGAAAAACGCAAAUAUCAGGUAAACGCAAAUAUGGGAAAAACGCAAAUAUGGGAAAACGCAAAUAUGGGAAAAACGCAAAAAAGGGAAAAACGCAAAUAUGGUAAGAAAGCAAAUAUAUCAAGAAUGCAAAUAUGGCAAGAACGCAUAUAUGGCAAGAACGCAAAUAUGGCAAAAACGCCAAUAUGGCAAGAACGCAAAUAUGGCAAAAACGAAAAUAUGGCAAGAAAGCAAAUAUGGCAAAAAUGCAAAUAUGGCAAGAACGCAAAUAUGGCAGAAAUGCAAAAAUGGCAGAAACGCAAUUAUGGCAGAAACGCAAAUAUGGUUCACGAAAUAUAUGAGAAACACAAAUAUGGGAAAAACGCAAAUAUGGAAAAACGAAAAUAUGGGAAAAACGCAAAUAUGGGAAAAACGCAAAUAUGGGAAAAACGAAAAUAUGGGAAAAACGCAAAUAUGGGAAAAACGCAAAAAUGGGAAAAACGCAAAUAUGGGAAAAACGCAAAUAUGGGAAAAACGCAAAUAUGGGAAAAAUGCAAAUAUGGGGAAAUGCAAAAAUGGGAAAAACGCAAAUAUGGGAAAUAUGCAAAUAUGGCAAAGACGAAAAUAUGGGAAAAACGCAAAUAUGGGAAAAACGCAAAUGUGGGAAAAACGCAAAUAUGGGAAUAUGCAAAUAUGGGAAAAAUGCUAAUACAGGAAAAACGCCGAUGUGGGAAAAAUGCAGAUGUGGGGAAAACGCAGAUGUGGGAAAAACGCAGAUAUGGGAAAAACGCUGAUAUGGGUAAACCCAGAUAUGGGAAAAACGCAGAUAUGGGAAAAACGCAGAUAUGGAAAAAACGCAGAUAUCGGAAAAACGAAAAUAUGGGAAAAACGCAAAUAUGGGAAAAACGCAAAUAUGACAAAAAAGCAAAUAUGGCAAAAUCGCAAAUAUGGCAAAAACGCAAAUAUGGGAAAAACGCAAAUAUGGGAAAAACACAAAUAUGGGAAAAACGGAAAUAUGGGAAAAACGCAGAUAUGCGAAAAACGCAGAUAUGGGAAAAUCGCAGAUAUGGGAAAAACGCAGAUAUGGGAAAGACACAGAUAUGGGAUAAACGCACAUAUGGGAAACUUGCAAAUAUGGGAAAAUUGCAAGUAUGGGAAAAUUGCAAAUAUGGGAAAAUCGCAAAUGUGGGAAAAAUUCAAAUACAGGAAAAACGCAAAUAUGGGAAAAACGGAAAUAUGGGAAAAACGCAAAUAUGGGAAAAACCCAAAUAUGGCAAAAACGCAAAUAUGGCAAAAACGAAAAUAUGGCAAAAAACGCAAAUAUGGCAAAAACGCCAAUAUGGCAAAAACGAAAAUAUCGGAAAAACGCAAAUAUGGGAAUAA